Molecule: messenger RNA, 1840 nt
Organism: Macadamia integrifolia
Lineage: Eukaryota; Viridiplantae; Streptophyta; Magnoliopsida; Proteales; Proteaceae
Product: serine carboxypeptidase-like 17
Exons: 14
Coding region: 217-1635 (472 amino acids)
Biological process (GO): secondary metabolic process; proteolysis
Molecular function (GO): serine-type carboxypeptidase activity; acyltransferase activity, transferring groups other than amino-acyl groups
Source: RefSeq, a predicted model, not a curated record
CAAACACACGCUCUCACUCUCAUUCACACUCACACAGAAGAAAUGAUUUCUUUACUCUCUCCUCCUUAUUCUUCUCCAGUGCUUGCUUGCACUCUGCAGUGAAUAAUUAACAUUUUGACUUACAUCAGUAUCCCAUCACUCCGUGGGUGGAUCUCAAAACAGUCUCUCCUGAUCAGUGGGUGUGGCAAAGGGAGAGUGAGGAGCGAGAAGAAAAGAAUGAGAGCAGAGAAGUUGUUGGUUUGUUUCUAUAUCAUGUUACUUAUACGGAUACAAUCGUGGUCCUCUUUGCUGCCAAUCUCAUACUCAGCAACUGUUAGAUACCUUCCUGGGUUUCAGGGCCCUCUACCCUUUGAAAUGGAAACUGGGUACGUGGGGGUAGGGGAGUCGGAGUAUGUGCAGCUGUUUUACUACUUUAUAAAGUCGUCGUCGGAGAAUCCAGAGGAAGACCCUCUUCUGCUUUGGCUCACGGGCGGCCCUGGUUGCUCCGCUUUAUCUGGCCUUUUAUAUGAGAUUGGCCCACUUCAUUUUGUGGUAAAGGAGUACAACGGCAGUCUACCCAAUCUCGUUGUGAAUAUACAGUCAUGGACCCAGAUGGCGAGCAUAAUCUUUGUAGACUCGCCAGUUGGGACUGGAUUUUCUUACUCCACAAGCUCCCAAGGAUAUCAGACAGGCGACUUCAAAGCAUCUAAAGACCUUUACCAAUUCCUUACUAAGUGGAUGAUUGACCACCCAGAGUUUCUCGAGAAUCACUUCUAUGUUGCUGGAGAUUCAUAUUCUGGCAAGAUCGUGCCGCUUGUUGCUAAAGAAAUAUCUGAUGGCAAUGAAGCUGGUAGUGAACUGUUUAUCAAUCUUAAAGGAUAUAUACUGGGCAACCCUGUAACAGAUCCAGUUUUUGACAGCAACAAAUUAGUGCCAUUUGCUCAUGGGAUGGGUCUUAUAUCAAAUGAACUUUAUGAGUCAUUGAAGCGAAGUUGUGGAGAGAACUAUAUACAAAUAGAUCCCAGCAAUGUACAGUGUUUGAAGGAUAUACAGUCAUACGAUCAGUGUAUUUUAGGUAUAAACUCUGCACAAAUUUUGGAGCCAUUGUGUCCUUUUGCAUCCCCAAAACCCCAAGAAGUAGUCGGAGAUAGAAGAAGAUCUCUUAUUAGGCAGAAUUAUACUGAUGAUCCACAACCCCCUAUUCCUGCUCUUGGCUGCAGGACCUAUGCUUAUUAUUUAGCACCGUUUUGGGCGAACGACGAUAGUGUUCGUAAGGCUCUCCACAUCCGGCAGGGAACUAUUGAUAAAUGGCAAAGGUGCCGCAAUAUGCUACCUUAUUCAUAUGAAAUCCAUAGUAGCAUCCAAUAUCAUCUAUAUCUCAGUGAAAAAGGUUAUCCGUCUUUAAUAUACAGUGGUGAUCAUGACAUGUUAGUACCAUUCUUGGCCACGGAAGCAUGGAUUAAAUCUCUCAACUACUCAAUCAUUAAUGAAUGGAGGUCAUGGAUCGUUGAAGGCCAAAUAGGCGGAUAUACCAGGACUUAUGCCAACCACAUGACAUUCGCCACAGUAAAGGGAGGAGGGCAUACAGCUCCAGAGUACAAGCCUAAGGAGUGCUUUGCUAUGUUCAAGCGAUGGAUUUCUAAACAACCUCUAUAGCUUCCAUAAUAGGUUACAGAGCUCCAAAUCUACUGCACAACUUUGCUAAGUCAAAAAAUGUUGGUGAUCAUAGAUCGUUGUGCUUUCACUUGAAGUCUAUUGUACUUUGUACAUGUAAUGUCUUAGAAUACUUCAUUCUCGUUAUAUUGGAACCCAUCACAAAUAAAAUGCAUGUGUUUGAUCAAUGUAAAUUGUUGUUCUAAUG